Heteronotia binoei (common prickly gecko) is the source of this 2271-nucleotide messenger RNA. Its product is annotated as cytosolic phospholipase A2 epsilon-like. Lineage: Eukaryota; Metazoa; Chordata; Lepidosauria; Squamata; Gekkonidae. The record is from RefSeq and is a predicted model, not a curated record. Bases 176 to 1969 code for a protein of 597 amino acids. Gene Ontology annotation, biological process: glycerophospholipid catabolic process. Gene Ontology annotation, molecular function: calcium-dependent phospholipid binding; calcium ion binding. Gene Ontology annotation, cellular component: cytosol. The transcript is spliced from 14 exons.
GGAACUUUGCUGCUUAAAAGUAGAAGUGUGUAGAAGACAAAGGUGGAAGACAAAGAAAAGGCGACACUUCACAUUUAAAGUGCAAGGGUCUGGUGAAGACACUCGGACUGUUGUGCUAGAUUCGCCAUCCCCAGUUUCCACUAUAUUCCACUAUGCCAAGUACUGUCAUCCCCAAAUGGAAGUUCUGCUGCCAAAGAAUUCAAUUUCUUCUUGUUGUUCCUCAAAUAAAGGAAUAAAGCCUUCUAUGACUGUACCUUUGAAUCGACUAAACAUGGGAGACAGAAUAAGAAUAGCACAUGACAAAGCUUAUGAUAUAUUUGUGACACCAGAAAACUGUCAGAAGGACCUAGAUGUGCGCUUGGGAUCUACUCUAUGUGCAGAGGAGCAAGAUUUCAUCUGUAAGCGGAAAAGAUACGUUGCUGCUGCGUUGAAAAAACUUCUACAUCUAAAAGAAGAUCUGCAUGAUGAUGAGGUUCCAGUAGUGGCUGCGAUGACAACAGCGGGUGGUAUGAGAUCAAUGACAGCGAUGUAUGGCAGUGUACGAGCUCUCCAGAAGCUGAAUGUCAUAGACUGCCUUUCAUAUAUUACUGGUUUAUCUGGCACAACAUGGACUAUGGUAAAUUUGUAUGAAGACCCAGAGUGGUCAAGCAAGGAUGUGGAUCGCCAGAUCAGUGAAAUUCGAAAACAUGUGGUAAAAGAUAAAUUGUGUUGUUUUUCUGUGGAGAACUUGAAAUACUAUGAAAAAGAAAUGUGCCAGAGGCAGCAAGAAGGUUACAAGAUAACAUUUUCAGAUCUCUGGGGACUCCUUAUUGAAAGCAUGCUUAAUAAUAAGCCAAAUCCCUACAAACUCUCCAAUCAACGACAGGCAGUAAAUCGGGGUCAGAACCCUCUCCCCAUCUACGUUGCUCUUAAUGUGAAAGAAAAAUAUAGCACUCUUGAUUUUAAAGAGUGGUUAGAGUUUACACCCUAUGAAGUAGGAUUCCCAAAAUAUGGAGCAUUUGUUCGGACUGAAGAUUUUGGAAGCGAAUUCUUCAUGGGACAUUUAGUAAAGAAGAAUCCAGAAUCUCGAAUCUGCUAUUUGCAAGGCACAUGGAGUAAUAUAUUUUCCCAGAAUGUACUGGAUGCCUUAUAUUUAGCAGACUGUUCAGAGGACUUCUGGCACACAUGGACGAGAGACAGAAUGCUUGAUAUUGAUGAAGAAACUUAUCCUCCUCUUCCUAAGAGGCCAAAUGUGCGAUCAACACGGCUCUUCAUCCCCAGUGGCAAUCUCACAAAAGUGCUUAGAGAUGUUGUAACGAUGCGCCCAGUGGUUUCACAUUAUCAUAAUUUCAUGAAAGGCCUGCAGAUGAAUAAUACAUACUUAGAGAAUGAUGCCUUUUGUACCUGGAAAGAUACAGUACUAGAUUCUUCUCCCAAUCAACUGAGUAAGACACCAGACCAUCUGGAACUUGUUGACGCUGCUUUCUUCAUCAAUACCAGCUGCCCACCUCUUCUAAGGCCAGAGAGGAAAGUGGAUCUUAUUUUGCAUUUGAAUUAUAGUGGAGGGUCACAGACACUGCCAUUGGAUUUAUCUACAAAGUACUAUGCAAAGCAAGGUAUCCCAUACCCUAAGACUGUGCUGAGUGAAGACGACAGGAAGAAUCUUAAGGAAUGCUAUCUCUUUGAUGAGGCAGACAAUCCAAAGGCACCUAUAGUGCUGUAUUUCCCGCUAGUAUGCAACACUUUUCAAAAAUACAAAGCACCUGGUGUGGAACGCAGUCCUGAUGAGAUGGAGGAUGGUGAAGCUGAUGUUACCAGCACUAUAUUUUCCCCUUAUGCCACUGGGUUGCUGGAGUAUACAGAGGAGAAUUUCAACAAGCUGGUGAAUUUGACCAACUACAAUAUUCUCAAUAAUGAACGUAUGAUUCUGAAGGCUCUGCGUAUUGCUGUGGAGCGAAAGAAACGGCAGAAAAGAAAGUCUUUAUUUUAAUCUUAUUAACCAUCUCAGAAUGCAUUUUCCUUAUUUUCUGGCUGCAGAAGCUACCAGAGUUGGUUUAUUUUUGCUGUUGGCCAGUAUUGCGUAUAGCUAAUGUUAUUAUUAUGUGACAUGUAUACAAUACCUCAAGUGAGCAAAGGGCUGAACUUUGGAGUGGAUGUCCUGAACUGCAGCUAGGGUUGCCAGCCAAACUUGGCAGCCCACUGGGAAGAUUUUAGGGGUGGAGAGAAGCACAUCAAUGUCACACAAACAUGCAAUGUCACUUCUAGUGAAAAUCAGAAAUGACAUCAUGACAU